UUACACAACACACAUUAGACAACAUCACUUGAGAGUGAACAGCUGGCUUUGAAUAAAACACCUUACAGCUACAGUAUUCUUAUUGCUUUUUCAGGGAAUGUUUGUUGUGGGUUUAGAAGUUCAACAUGGAGACUGCAGAUUGCUGGUAUUAUAAAACACCACCAAGAUAUCCAGAAUCAGAGAGAACAUUUCACUCACCUGAGCUGAGAAUUGUGCUGCUGGGUGUUUCUGGUGUUGGAAAGAGUGCAACAGGAAAUGUAAUACUGGGCAGAAAGGCUUUUAAAGAGACCAGAACCAGAGUGAGUGAGAUACAGAGAGGAAGAGUAGAGGACAGAAUCAUCUCAGUCAUUGACACUCCGGGAUUCUUCACCACUGAACUGACUGAUGAAGAGCUGCAUCAUGAAAUGAGAAAGAGUGUUUCUCUCUGUCACCCUGGUCCUCAUGUGUUCCUGCUGAUGAUCAACCUGGAGAACAUGAAAGAGGGGGAGAGGAUCCUUGUGAAACAAAUUGAGGAGAACUUUGGACCACAGGCUUUUAAGUUCACCCUUGUUCUGUUCAUUGGAAGAGAACAAAUGUCCAACAAAGCAUGGAUGGUCUUUAUGCUUAGUACACAAUUUCAGGAGCUAGUCAGACACUGCAGAGAUAAAUAUCAUGCAAUCAACAGUAUAAAUGAAAUGAACCCAACUCACAUCUCAAAGCUUCUACAGAAGAUUGAUGACAUCGUCAAACAGAAUUAUGACCAGCAUUACAAUACUGACAUCUACUUAAAGUCCCCAACAAAGAUUAAAAAAGUAAUGCAAAAACUGGAAGAGAAAAAGGAUGACCCAAGGAAACACAGAGAAAGAGACAAAACAAAAACAAGUAAAACCUUGUGGAAGACAUUUAAAAGUGUAAUACAGGAAAACAUAACACAUACUGUGAUCCAACCAGAAAAGGAAACUCUUAUUUCUCAUGUGAGAAAAACAAAGGAAACUCAUGAAGAUGAAGAGUGGGUUUUUCAAGAAUGCGAGAAUGUUGAAGUGGGUGAAAGUGGAUCAUUAGUAAGAUCAGUGAAAUUCUCAUAUGAACAAAUGGCAGAAGUAAAUGUGAUCCAGAAACAAACAGAAAACUGGAAAUUGAGCGGGAUAGGAAAAUGGGACCCGAGAAACACCCAAGCAGAUCUCAGAAUUGUGAUGGUGGGGAAAACUGGAGCUGGAAAGAGCGCAACAGGAAACACCAUCCUGGGACAAAAAGCUUUUAAAGAAGAAUUUUGUUCUGAAUCUGUGACUGGAAAAUGCCAACAGUAUCAGCGGAGAGUAGAAGGUAGAAUUAUCUCAGUGAUUGACGCUCCAGGGGUGUGUGACACGUCGAUGUGUGAACGAGACCUGAAGGAUGAAGUAGUGAGAUGUGUAGAAAUGUCUCUUCCCGGUCCUCAUGUGUUUCUGUUGGUCAUCAGAUUGGAUGUGAGAUUCACAGUUGAGGAGAAGAACACAGUGAAAUGGAUUCAGGAGAACUUUGGAGAAGAUGCUUUACAUUACACCAUCUUUCUUUUUACUAGAGGGGAUCAGUUGAAAACAUCUGUAGAGGAGUUUCUGACAACAAACAAGCAGAUGAAUGAACUAAUCAAACAGUUUAAAGCUGGUUAUCAGGUUUUUGAUAACACAAAUGAAAAUCAAGCACAGGUUAGUAAGCUGUUAUGGAAGAUAGAGACAAUGGUGAAGGACAACGGAGGAGAGCAUUACACUAAUCAGAUGUACCAGGAAGCUCAAAAGAAAAUCUGGGAAGAAGAAGAGAGGCGGAGAGAGGAGGACAGGAGAUUAGGGCAAGAAGAGGAGCUCGAGAUAAGGAAGGAUGAACAAAAGAGACUUGUCAAGACUGCUAAAAUGGGAGCUUUGGUGGGAGCAGGUGUAGGAGGAGUGAUUGGAGGUGUAGCACUGGCAGCAGGAACUGGAUUGGCUCUACCUGCAGCUUUAAUCACAGGAGGAGCAACUCUUGCAGGAGGAGCGGGUGCAAAACUUAUCGCAGAUACGAUUAACAGGAAGCAGAAUAAAAAAGCAUCAAAAAAGAAAAGUUAGUUAUUGCAAUACAUUUUAUAAUUUUACGGGGUUUAAAACAGGAAUGCAGGUACAGUAUAUCACGCAGAAGGGGUGAAGAAAUCUAAAGCAGCUUUACUUGUGGUUAGUAAAAGGGUGUGAGGAUCUAGACUAGAGGAUAUCCUUAAUAAUAAUUCAAACUUUGGUAAAUCACUGAUAUUAACUGUAGUAAAGUGUUCUCAAUAUUGUAUAAGCUUAACUCUGUACACUUUUUAAAAUAAAGGUUCCAAAGGGGGAUUUUCAUAGUAUUGCAAUAGAAGAACCAUUUUGGGUUCCCCAAAGAAUCUUUCUGUUAACAGUUCUUACAAGAACCAUUUUUUUUUUUUUACUUAUAAUAAUCUGAAGAACCUUUCUCACUACCUUUUGUAUGCUGAUUGAUUGAAGAUUGAUGCUACUAUAUGUGUGUGUACUUUCUGUGCCAGCAUCCAAGAAUUGCUCAGUUUCAGACCUCCCUUUCUCUGCUUGCACUGGUCGCAGAACUUCUUGCCCAGUAAUGUUCCAAGGGGCCUAAUCAAAGUCCUUGAGCCCAAGGCCUGCCUGGUCCCAUAGAUCUCUUUCUAUGACAUACCUUGGGCAGCUGUGAUUGGACUGACCUUAUUCAUAAAACAGUAUUAUUAAUAAUCUAAAAAACAAUAAGAUAAAAAAAAGUAAUAAAGAUAAUAUAAAGAGAGGAUAAUAUCAACAGA
Molecule: messenger RNA, 2758 nt
Organism: Cyprinus carpio (common carp)
Lineage: Eukaryota; Metazoa; Chordata; Actinopteri; Cypriniformes; Cyprinidae
Product: GTPase IMAP family member 8-like
Exons: 3
Coding region: 126-2054 (642 amino acids)
Molecular function (GO): GTP binding
Source: RefSeq, a predicted model, not a curated record